This is a messenger RNA of Astrephomene gubernaculifera, 4690 nucleotides long. NCBI's taxonomy places the organism in Eukaryota, Viridiplantae, Chlorophyta, Chlorophyceae, Chlamydomonadales, Astrephomenaceae. The record is from the annotation of a GenBank genome assembly.
AUUAAAUAUACUACUAAUAUGCUUUCUUUAUGGCGUCCGCAAUACUGUCUGUGGACGGGCAUUACUCCCCGCUUGCUACCCCUACGCGCAGCAGCUUAAGACGUGAGGGCAGGAAAGGCCCGGGUAGCACAACAAACUCCGUUCGCUUCUCUGGCAUUCUGCGCGGCGACUCCUCUGAUAGCGAUGACUAUGCCGUUGUGCGACUGAAGGAGCAGAACCAGACCGUUGAUAGCGCCAUCUUAACAAAGUUUUUCAACGAGUUUACAGCAUCACCUCGACUGCUUCAACCUGCUUCGGGGCGAGCUACUUGUGGCACACCUGGAACCCGUGGCACCUCCCGAGGGAGCAAGAGCCUAAGGAGCGCACCGGAUACACCGGUUAGUAAGCUUCACAAAGGCAGCGAUGUACAGCCUGGUGAGGGGACGGUUUACUCGACUUCGCAUGUCCCAUCGGAGUGGGAAACGCCAGGUCCCCGCUGGGGAUUCAGCAAGCCCGGGAGACACUCUACAUUUAAGCUCGACGACCUUACACGCUGCAACACAGCGCUACAUGUCGCUACUCGGCCCGUCACAAAAGAGGGCACGUUGACCAGCCACGUGAAGGCGCUAGACGCUCUCCUAUGCAAGUCAUGGACUCGUCAGGAGGUGGAGCAGGCGCAUGUGCAGGGCUUUUUCCGGCGAAUGCUCCCCAACCUCGGGGUAGCUCAACUGCAGUGCCCCACGGCCUUGCUGCUGGCCCGCUGCGCCAAGCUGCAGCCCGCCCUGCUGCCGCCCCUGACACGCGAGGUCUGCGCCGCCUUGCCGCAGCUCAUCACCAGUAGCCGCUCCGACACACGCCAGGCGGGUUUGUGUCUCCUGGGACUGCUCUGGCGGACCGCGGGCAGCGGCCCCUCGCAGCUCCGCUCCCACAUCCUCGCCACGCCGCGACUGCUGGAAGCCCUCACGGCACGCGCUGCGGAGGGAGACCUGGACGCGCUGUGGGCAGUACGGGAGGUGGCGGAGGACGCCGGCGGCGCUGUGGCGCUGGAGGGCAGCGGCGCGUUGCGUGCAGUAUGUGUCGUACUGCAGGGCUUGGUGAUGGCGGCGGCGGCAGAGGAAGGGGACGAGGAUGGUGAUGGUGACGGGCGCCGUGACGGCGGCCGCGGCGGCGGCGGCGCCGCCGCCGGUGGCAAGCGAGGUGUACGACGGAAGCUGCAGUACAGCAGCGGCGGUGGGGCUGCUGGGGUGACGUCGCGAGGCAUUAGUAAGCGAGGCGGAGCGACGGCGGGUGGGAGUGCUAGUGCUGCUAAAGCGAGGGCCGGGAUUGCUGCAAAGACGGCGGCUACGGCGGCUGCGAGCAAGGGAGGAGGAGCAGCGGCGGCUGCGGUGGAGGGUGCGGGUGUGACGGAGGGCGGCGAGGCAGUAGAGCGGGCGGCGAGGGGCAUCCUGGUGGCAGACUGCCUCGCUGCCUUCUCCGACGUGCAAUGCGGUGCCGCCGCCAUGUGCAAGCCGCUCACCCGCUCCGGAACCCCCAAUCCCACCUUCGUCCCGGAGCGCCUUGUCGCACUGCUGCUGCACACCCGGAAGUACUCCUCCGGACUCGGCUGGGACCGACCCGCGGGUCACCAACAUGCAACCUCCGGUAGCGGCGACAUGGCGGAGGGCAGUGGCAGUGUUGGUUUCGGAGGGGCUGUGGAGGAUGCUGGUGCGGAGGCAGGGGCGGCAGCUGCUGAGGCGGUGCGGCGGCUGCCUCCGGAGCAGCGGUGCGGGCUGCAGCUGCGGGAGGCGUUGCUGCGCUGCCUGCAUGCACUGGCGUCGUGCGGCAUGGGGCGCGGACCGCAGGAGGCGGUGCAGCGGGCGCUACGUGACGCCGGGGCGCCCCUGCUGGACCUGCUGGCUGGGGUGCUCAAGGACCGGCUGCAGCUGGCUGGUUGCAACGCGGCGGCCUACCUGCUCUGGCUGGUGGCCUCGGGCGAUUUCAGCACCUCGGCGGCCUCGGAGUGCAACAUGCUGCGGAGCCGCUUGGCAGCCGCAGCAGCAGCAGCUUCAGCUUCCCAGCCGCCGCAUGCAGCUGCUGGUUGCAGGCCGCCUCCUCCUCCAACUGAUUCAUCAGCUGGUUUCGGAGUCGUACAAUCGGUUUCGGAGUUGAUGCUGCGCCACGUGCCUACCUGGCGUGACGUCGGGUUGGGUGAGGAUUGCGUGGGGGCAGUGCGUACGACAUGCCCUCGGGCCGCCGCCGCUGCGGCGGAGGCGGCGGCGGCGGCGGCAGCUGCCGCAGCUGCCACCGCAGCGGCAGGGGCUGUUAAGCCCGAGGCUGAGGGUACGGGUGGCCCCGGUGGUGAGGCUGGCAGGAUGGAGGGCUCCGCCGCCUCGUCCUCUUCCCCGGCAUCCUCCUUGGGAGGUCGGCAGGUGAGCCCUGGAGCCGCUGCCACCACCUCCACCGCCAUCGCUGACUGCCUACAACACCCAGCAGCUGCACAGCAGCUACAGCAGCAGCAGCCCGCCGGAGCAACGCCGCAAUCUCAGUCACAGCCGCAAACCCAGGGGCAGGGCCAGGGAGGGCCGCAUGCCACCUCCGGUGGUGGCGUCGGCGUGGCGGGUGGGGUUGGCGGCAUGGCGGGGUCCACCAGCUUGCUGCUGACGCCGAGGGGCAGCAGGCCGGCCUCGGCGCCGGCUGCCUCUCCGCAGCGCUACAACGGCGGCAGCAGCGAGUGGGAGGAGGACGCGGAGGAGGUGGAGGAGGAGGGGCAGCUCGGCGGCGGGGGUCGCGGGCGGGUCAGUGAGGGGUCUGCUUCGGGCGGGCGCUCGGGCGCGGAGGAGGUGGAGGAGGAGGGCCGGCUGGCUGGUGCGACUAGCCAUGAGACCACCACUGAGCACAUUGACAGCAACGUGAUUGACAGCAGCGUCGAGCUAACGGGCAAGGAGCACAUUCUGCGUGCCAUCCAAGAAGCAGCGUCCUCCAUCCAGGCCGCCACCCCAACAACCUCCAACCCCACCGACCCCAACGUCACCCCGACGGCACCCCAGCACCCGGAGCCUCCCACUGCUGGCGCUGCUGCCGACACACCACCUACCAACAAGCGCCCCUCCGAAACCACCACCACAACCACCACCACCACCACCACCACCACCACCACUCCCACAAGGUCCUCGUACGACACCAUUCCCCGAGCAGGCACCGGCACACAGCCCGCAUCAUCAGCUGCCACCACCAGCGAUUGGGCCCCGGGGUCCGGCAGCUCCCCGCACGGCGCUCCUCGCAACAGCGGCACCGGAAUGGUCGCCGCCACCAGCCCUACUGCUGCCGCCGCCGCCGCCGCCGCCGCCGCCGGUGGAGCUCCUACAGGACCGCGACGUCCCGCGGCGCUUCAGAUUCAGGUUCAGUCCGCCGCGGCGACGCCGGGUCAACCGAAUGGCACGGCGGCCGCGGCUGCCUCAACACUGACGGCGCGACUGGACGUUGUACGGCGGAUCCGCAGCCGUCGCCCGCCGGGUCCGGUUCCUGCUCCCGCUGAGGUUCAGAACCUUCUGAGCAACUGUGUUGGGCUGCUGGCCGCGAUUGCGCUGAGUCCCUCGGGGUGCAGGGGGGUCUGCGAGUGCCCCGGGCUGUUGCCGUACAUCACCUCGCUGUUUAUCGUACCGGAGGUGACUCCGAGCAGUGCGGCGGCGGCGGCUGUGAGCGGCAGCGGAGUGGAUCUCAGGAUGCAGCUGCUGGCUCUCCUGGCCAACCUCACCAUGCACCCGGACGGCGCUGCCGCCGUCGCGGCAGCCAAAACCGACAACGGUACGACACUGGCGGCUGCGCUGUACGGCGUUGCGCGGCUGUCGUUCGAGCUUGUACGAAACGGUUGCACCACCUGGCGCACUGGGCUGCAGUUGCUGGAGGUGAGUGAGUGCAUGCUUGCGCGCUUUCUUGUUGCUUAAUUAGGCAUGUCUUCCUCUCUUCCUCCUCUCCUAGCCCUCUUCCUGUGCACCCAUUGCAUGAGCACAUGCGACCCGCAGUCCAAUGGUCGUUUACCCUUACCCAACCCUGCUUCCUCGUUUCCUCCAUCGCAGCCCUGCUUCUCCGUCUUCACCAACCUCCACGCGGCUCACGCGCAGCUCCAACUGCCCCCGGAACCCCAGUCAGGCUCCCCGCAAGACAGCUACAGCCUGGCAGUCGAGGCGCUCUCCAUGCAGCUGCCCGGACCCAUGGGUCACCCGGACCGCGUGCGCCUGCGCUCCGCCGCCGCCCGCAUGCUUGACUCCGCCGCCUCCGCCUACGAAGGCGUGGGACGAACCGUGCCUCCCAUCGCGGUUUCGGAGCUUGUAUCCUUACUAAGCGGCUGCUGCUUUGGCGGCACGACCACUGCUUGGGUUGGGUCGUCGGGAUCUUCACCCGAUUCCGGUUUCGGAGGUGGCAGUGGCGGCGGUGGUUCGGGUGUUCGGGAUGAGGUUGCGGACCGAGCGGCAUGCGACGCAGGUGGAGCGCUGUGGCAGCUCAUGGCGGGUGGGCAGGUGCACCUAGAGGAGGCGGUUGCCGUACUGCAGGGCCCUCUGGCUUCCAUCCUGCGUCGGAGCUCCGAAACCACGAAUCCCUCGCUCGUUCGCGCCGCGCUGGGCCUUGUGUCUUGCCUGGCUCGAUCGCGGUCGGUAGCGCAGCGGCUGUGGACGAGCCCGGUGGUGCCUGCAGUGCUCGUGGCGCAUGCAAGGGCGCGGGAGGCGGGGCGGGA